AUGGGAGCCCUCGAAAAGAUCGCCCAAAUCCAGGAUGAGCUUGCACGUACCCAAAAAAACAAAGCCACAGAGUACCACAUUGGUCUCUUAAAGGGUAAGCUUGCCAGGUUCAGAAGAGAGCUUCUAGAGCCUCAACCUGGUGGAUCAUCUGGAGGAGGACAGGGUUUUGAAAUUGCCAAAGCUGGAGAUGCCAGAGUUUCGCUUAUUGGUUUUCCUUCUGUGGGUAAAUCUUCAUUCCUUUCACAGGUCACUAACACCAAAUCGGAGACUGCCAACUACGAGUUUACCACUUUGACCUCUGUUGGAGGAAUCCUAGAAUACAAUGGUGCCGAGGUGCAGAUUGUGGAUUUGCCAGGUAUCAUUAAAGCUGCCUCUCAAGGUAAGGGGCGUGGUCGUCAGGUCAUUGCUGUGUCGAGAACAUCGGAUCUUAUAUUGAUGGUUUUGGAUGCAACCAAGGGUGGAGAGCAAAGACAGAUUUUGGAGAACGAAUUGGAGACUAUGGGCAUUCGCUUGAACAAGGAGAGACCCAAUAUCUCGCUCAAGGUAAAGAAGACAGGCGGUGUCAAGUUGAACUCAAUCACGCCGCCCAAGUACCUCGAUGAAAAGAUGGUUACUGCCAUUUUGAAAGACUACAAGAUCCACAACGCUGAUGUGCUCGUAAAGGACGAAAACGUCACCGUGGACGACUUUAUCGACAUCAUCAACGACCAGCAUAUCUCCUACAUCAAGUGUCUCUACGUUUACAACAAGGUGGACGCUGUGUCUCUAGAAGAAACGGACCGUUUGGCCCGUGAGCCCAACACGGUUGUUAUUUCGUGUGAGUUGCAAUUGGGCAUUGACGACUUGAAGGAGGAGAUCUGGCGUCAGUUGGGUCUUGUGAGACUUUACACGAAAAGAAGAGGCGUGAUGCCCAACUUCGACGACCCCAUGGUUGUGCGUGCCAACUCCACGAUUUUGCAGGUCUGUGAUGCCAUCCACAGAGAGAUGAAGAAUCAGUUCAGGUAUGCGUUGGUGUGGGGCUCAAGUGCCAAGCACUCGCCACAGAAAUGUGGACUCCAGCAUCCGGUCAACGAUGAGGACGUUGUGCAAGUUGUGACGAAGUAA
Messenger RNA from Candidozyma duobushaemuli, 1104 nucleotides. RefSeq lists its product as uncharacterized. Gene Ontology annotation, cellular component: cytoplasm. Gene Ontology annotation, molecular function: GTP binding; GTPase activity. The record is from RefSeq and is a predicted model, not a curated record. Lineage: Eukaryota; Fungi; Ascomycota; Pichiomycetes; Serinales; Metschnikowiaceae. Gene Ontology annotation, biological process: cytoplasmic translation. The coding region runs from base 1 to 1104 and encodes 367 amino acids. The transcript has a single exon.